Molecule: messenger RNA, 1808 nt
Organism: Chrysoperla carnea
Lineage: Eukaryota; Metazoa; Arthropoda; Insecta; Neuroptera; Chrysopidae
Product: 4-coumarate--CoA ligase 1-like
Exons: 8
Coding region: 105-1736 (543 amino acids)
Biological process (GO): long-chain fatty acid metabolic process; fatty-acyl-CoA biosynthetic process
Molecular function (GO): long-chain fatty acid-CoA ligase activity
Source: RefSeq, a predicted model, not a curated record
GAUUUUAUAACAACUCAAGUUAUUUAAAUUUGUUUUAGUUUGGAAAUAAAAUUAUUUGGCAUUCAAUUGUUGUUAAAUUAUUUGUUUAAAACUACAACAUAAUUAUGGCUGAAUGUUCAGUGUAUUGUAGUGAUUCCGGUUAUAUUUGGAAGGGUAAAGAUUCAACGUGUGAACCGUUGACAAACAGUUUAGGUAUUCUGUUAUUAAAACGUUUACAAGAACGUCAAAAUGAAAUUUUCACUAUUGAUCCAGACACUGAUACAACAUACACGUGUGGUGAAAUUCGUGAAUUGGCCGUAAGAUGUGCAAUCGAGCUAAGAUCACGUGGCUUGAAAAAGGGUGAUGUGAUUACGAUUUGUGUCAAAAAUCAUCGGUACUCUACAGUUCCAUUUUUAGCAGCUAUAUUUUUGGGAGUAACUGUUAGUGUGAUGCACGAGAUUUUUAAUAAAAGGGAAAUGGAACGUUUAUUAGUAUUAUUUAAUUCGAAGAUGAUAAUCUGUGAUUCAAACGUCCAACAAAAAUUACAAGAAGUAUGUGAUGAAAUGAAUUUGAAAAUUCCUGUUGCAUUAAGCGAUACAGACUUUGAAAAUAAUUUUUGCAAACGCUCAGAUCUUGAGACAAAUUUUGAAGCUGUUGAUGUCGAUGUUGACAAAGAUAUUUUAAUUUUAUUGUGUUCCAGUGGAACAACAGGAUUUAUGAAAGGUAUUGGACACACUCAUAAAACUUUUUACCAUGCAGUAUGUGAUACAAGCCACGUUAUAAAUAAAGAUGACCGUUUCCUUUCAUAUUCUCCUUUGGUUUGGAACUCUCAAGCUUGGCAAAUUAUAUGUACAGUACUGUUCGGAUCAAUUCGUAUAGCAGCUAAUUGGACGAAUUCAACAAACGCUCUAAAAUUUAUUAAAAAAUACAAGGUAAAUUACAUGAUUUCGAAUCCUAACAAAUUCAUGGAUAUUUGCACAAAUCCUAAUUUUGAAGACUAUCCAGAAGUCAAAAAUUUACGUGUUGCUUGGACACGUGGUUCUCCAAACACUGAAGAACAAAUGCAUUUCUAUCGAUCGAAAUUACCAAAGACUCAUGUUAUGAAUGCAAUCGGAUGUACUGAAAUGUCUAUGAUGAUAGCGUACUUUGAUUCAGUUACAGAAUACGAAUUAAACAAGUCCAAAGUAUGGUCUGUGGGACGAUUGUGUCCAGGUGUACAAGCUAAGAUUGUGGAUACUGCUACAAGAACCAAAUCUCUAGGACCCAAUCAAGAAGGUGAACUACUAUUGAAAGCAAAAUGCAUGUUUUCUGGUUACUACUUGAACCCUGAUGCUACUAAGAAUGCUUUUACUGAUGAUGGGUGGUAUAUUACUGGUGAUUUAGCAAAGUUUGACGAUGACCAAUGUUUAUACAUCGUGGGUCGCUUAAAAGAAAUUUUAAAAUAUAACGCGAUAAUGAUCUCCCCGUCCGAAAUUGAAUAUAUAAUCAAUCAACAUCCAGCUGUAAAGGAUAGUUGUGUAAUGGGCUUUCCACAUCCAAUUUCUGGAGAUUUACCUUUAGCAUUUGUUGUAAAACAUCCCGACGUACAAUUAACUGAAGAUGAUGUUAUUAAGUUGGUUGAAAAAAAUGGGUCAGAUCCACAAAGACUUCGCGGUGGUGUUGUAUUUUUGCCAACUUUACCGUAUACUGCAACUGGAAAAAUACGUAAAAGUGAAUUAAAAAAGGUCAUUGAAGAAUUGGUGGCCAAACGCACUUAACAAAUUGAAAUGAACGUACAUGUUAACAUAAAAAGAACAGACUUAUUUUAAUAAUAAAUUUGUUACAAAAUU